Molecule: messenger RNA, 923 nt
Organism: Cucurbita moschata (crookneck pumpkin)
Lineage: Eukaryota; Viridiplantae; Streptophyta; Magnoliopsida; Cucurbitales; Cucurbitaceae
Product: zinc finger A20 and AN1 domain-containing stress-associated protein 8-like
Exons: 3
Coding region: 207-722 (171 amino acids)
Molecular function (GO): zinc ion binding; DNA binding
Source: RefSeq, a predicted model, not a curated record
AAUCCAUUUUAUUAACUACAGCGUUGUAAGCCUUACACGGGCAGAGAGAAGAAAACGUUCUCUCUCUUCUCUCUGGCUCUGCUUCUCUUUCCUCACUGAUUCUAAAACUGUUCAGAAGCCGGGGUUUAAUUUCCAUGGGAUUCUGAGUUCUUCGAUCGUGCAUAAAGAUUCGUCUAUCAGAGAUAUCUAUCGUCAGUAUACUCUAAAUGAUGGAUCCCCAUGAUGAGGCUGGAUGCCAAGCUCCUCCAGAAGGUCCUUUCCUGUGCAUCAACAAUUGUGGCUUCUUCGGCAGUGUAGCCACUAAGAACAUGUGCUCCAAGUGUCACAAGGACAUGAUGCUGAAACAAGAUCAUGCUAAGCUUGCUGCUUCAUCUAUUGAAAAUCUUGUCAAUGGAUCAUCUAGUAGCAACAAGGAAAUGCCUGAAAGUGUUGCCAAUGGUGCCAUUUCUCUGGAACCAAAGACUAGUCAAUCACAUGCACUGCCUGCAAUGGGAUCUGUGGAGGGCGAAGAAGAAAAACCCAAGGAGGGACCAAAACGUUGCAACAGUUGCAAGAAGCGUGUUGGGUUAACAGGCUUCAAUUGUCGAUGCGGUAAUGUAUUUUGUGUAGUUCAUCGCUACUCUGACAAACAUGACUGCCCCUUCGAUUACCACAUGGCUGCACAAAAUGCCAUAUCCAAAGCCAACCCCGUUGUCAAGGCUCAGAAGCUCGAUAAGAUCUAGAUUUCUUAGGAGUUUGUGUCCUAAAUUGAUGCUAUCCAGCUGUGAGGUGGUUUCUGAUUUGCUUCAAAUCUAUGUAUCGUCGCUUUAUGUUCAUAUAUAUGCUGAAGAGAUUGCAGUUCCAAUAUAUCUGAAUUCUGAAAAAUCUAUUUGCUUGUGAUUCGUUGUUUGUGCUUUUUUCAAUGGACAUCAUCGUUACCGGUC